Molecule: messenger RNA, 1532 nt
Organism: Ricinus communis (castor bean)
Lineage: Eukaryota; Viridiplantae; Streptophyta; Magnoliopsida; Malpighiales; Euphorbiaceae
Exons: 2
Coding region: 159-1091 (310 amino acids)
Source: RefSeq, a predicted model, not a curated record
CUGUUGCUUGGAAACAUCUUAGAAAAUCACUUGCAUAAAGAACUACAAUCAAAUUCGUUUACUGAAGAACUCUUUAUGGGCUUAUAUAUAGAUACCUAUUUCCCUCCUGGAAAAAACCUCUCGGAAGAAAAUGAUCCAGCAUCCAGCAGAUUGGAGUGAUGGAAGGAGUUAAUCGUGGUGAUCUGAGCCCCUUUCCGCCAUAUACUAGUCAUAAUAAUAUGGCAGAAGGAGGAAUUCCUAAUAAUCCGAGUAGUAGUCACAUGCGCCGCCUCACAACCUUGGAUGUAGCUUACAGGAAGCUUCAGUUAUUGCCGGGACGUCUUUCCAGGCUUCAGUCACUGCCAUCUCCUCGGUCGAGCAUCCAGUCAUCACCAGAAUUCGAAUCAAUUGCUUUAUCAUUACUGGAAAUUCCAUCGAGUACUCGAUCAUCAUCAUCAAUUCCUCCAUUGAGUACUAAUUUAUCAUUAAGAAUGGAUGGUAGCACUCAGGAAAACUGGAACGAAGUCCGGUCUAACGUAGCUUCGCGCAGUCAUAUUUCUCCUGAGACAACUGUUUUCUACAGCUGUGACGGUGGUGAAAUUUCCAGCGAGGUUUUCAGGAGAGGGAGCUCAAAUCACAAGGUUUUGGAGUGGAUCUUUGCUCUUGCUAAUUUCAUCAUCGAGCUUUCAUCAAUAGUUUUCGACCAACUCUCCUCUCAGCACAAUUCCCUUUUCCUGCCAAUGUGUAUGGGGAUGUCUUUUCUAUCCCUGAUUAUUUGCAUCUUUGAGCUUGUGUAUAAGGUUCGUCAGGAAAGAGUAAUUUGGAUUUGGAGGGAUACCAUCCCUCGGUUCUAUUACCCAUCAGAAACCGGCGUCCCUUUUGGUUCCUGCACACAACUUGUUGGACUAAUUUGUGCCUUCGGACAGUGUAUUGUUGCCACAACUAGUUAUUGUUUGUUCAUCAAGAAUGGUAAAAAUCCCAUUAGAAUAUCCAUUUGGGCCGCCAUUUUUGCCUUUUGUCAGCUGUGUUCUAAACUUUUCAGGGAAUUCAGGCAGGAGGAUGUUCACAGGCAAGAUGUCUCCUCUGUAGAAUUGACUAGUUCAGGUCAGUGAAGCCCAGACAAGAUUAUAAAGAUAAAUGAGUUAUAGUGGGAAAUGGUGUUUAUAACAAGUGAUAGGUGGUACAUCUUUUGCUUCUCAGUUCUUUCAGUUUGACCCUCGUCGCCAGUAUGUAGAGAAUAAAUUCUGGGUGUAUAUUGUUUUCAAAAACAACACAAUGUCCCAUUGGUAAAGUAACAACUUGUGUUGAGCUUUAUAAACAAAAAAUCUUCUUGUUAUGGAUCUUAUUAAGAGCUUAAAUGGGUGUUAAUAUUCAUAUAUUUCGUACUCCAACUAGGUAAGGAGUAGUUUGUAUUCCUAUAAAAGAAGAAUUGCCACAUAUAUGUUAUUGGGCUAAACUUGAUUCAUUUAUAUAACUUGGAAUCUAGAAAAUGUACCAAGUAGUGAUUACAUGGUUUUAAUUUAGAGAAAAUCUCACGUAUAUGAGAUUCUUUA